AGGCAUUGUUGGGAAGGGGGCGAAGAACAAAAGGAAGGGGAAAAUUUACCAAAUCUCCUUAUGUGCCCUACAAGGGGAAGAAAAGGAGUCAUCCCAGUGAGACGAUACUGAAGAAAUUUCAUACUUUUAUAAAAAAAGCCAAGAAUGAUGGCAGGGAUGUUCAGUGCUUCGAGGACAAGUAUUCUGAAAGUUCUGGAAUGGAAAAGAAAUUCUGGUCCAUGAUGUUGGACGUAGGUGGUUGGCUUGAGUCUCAGCACUUUGACGAGUAUCUUUCCUACCUGAGGAAACGUGUUCUUGAUGAAAGUCUCUCAGAUGUUGUUGUCACGACGGAAUUCUUUUCUUCCUUUAUUGAUACCAAUAUGGAUCCAAAGCAAGAGCUCUUUCCUGGAUUGCUGGAUGAUUUGAAUAAAAUGAUGGAGGGGACUUCGAGCACUUCUUAUAUCAAAUCUUGGACAGGCGUGAAGCGUCUCUAUUUUCCACACAACAUUGCUGAAACUCAUUGGAUGGCAGUGCGAGCAGAUUUCGAAAACAAUGAGCUUGUUGUGUUUGACUCUCUGCGAUGCUUCAGAAGUGAUGAUGAAAUAGUACGCAGUUUAGAGCCGCACAGAAAAUGGUUUGGAAAUGUUGCUUGCAUCCUUAAUGGUAUUGUCUAUGACCCAGAAAUAAUGCCUCUUUGGAAUGUAAAGCGGCCUACCGUACCCCAACAAACCACGAGUGACUGCGGUGUGUUUACAAUGAAGUUCAUAGAGUUGGACAUGGUUGGUAAAGAUUUUAAAGAACUUGAAAAUAUGACUGAAAGCCGCAUGAAGCAAGUUAGACUACUCAUGGCUUAUUCUAUAUGUAAAGAGUUUCAAGAAACAUUAAAUGUAUGAACUAUUUCACUGAUAUUAAAGGAAGCUUUAAUAUGUAUAUACAAUGUAAGUUUUUGUUUUCUUUAUAAUCAUUGUUUACCAAUUUUACAUAUAAUUUCAAGGUUGAUGAGAAGGUUCAUGAUCAGUUGGUAGGAGAGAGUGGAGAGGUAACUCGGUUUGAUGAGUACGAAAGAUCGAC
Cuscuta epithymum is the source of this 1050-nucleotide messenger RNA. The record is from the annotation of a GenBank genome assembly. Lineage: Eukaryota; Viridiplantae; Streptophyta; Magnoliopsida; Solanales; Convolvulaceae.